Molecule: messenger RNA, 510 nt
Organism: Laccaria bicolor S238N-H82
Lineage: Eukaryota; Fungi; Basidiomycota; Agaricomycetes; Agaricales; Hydnangiaceae
Exons: 3
Coding region: 1-510 (169 amino acids)
Source: RefSeq, a predicted model, not a curated record
AUGUACAAACAUCUCUCCUUCCUCUUCAACUUCAACCCCGAAACCUCUUUUUAUGGGUUCGUUAACACCUUUUUGUUCCGAUUGUCUACCAUGGCUCCUUCUCAAAAGGUCGUCAUUAUGAUGUGGAGAACCAGAUAUCUGCCUUCCGUCCAACGCUGUCACGUAUGGACAUUGUCCCAGGGAUCAUUGACUACACAAUUGUUGUCGCGGCAUCGAAAGUCGCAGGUGAAAUCCCAUAUACGUGGGGCUCUCACAACUGGCAUCAAGUGGUACUUCAUCGUGGUCCAUCUUAACGCCGACGAUGAUGGUGGGACAUACUGGGUCACAGAGCCGAUCGAGUGGAGGUGGAAGACUAAGCAAGGUGGAAGACUAAGCAAGAUCCAGCUUCUCAGGAACGCAUUAUUGAGGAGACCUCUGAUGAGUCCAAUCCUGCCCUCGAUCCUUUCGUCAUGGGUUACAGACACCUUUACGGAGUUUGGGGGUGACCAAUGGUUCAACCGAAGACUGUGA